GAGAGUGUAUCGCGCCGUAAGCUGCAGCACGAGGUACAGGAUCUACGUGGAGUGGUCCGUGUGUAUUGUCGAACGACAGCCCCUACGGAUUCCAAUGCAGCCAAGUUGAUGUCACAUCCGUCACAAGAAACAUUGCUGUUACACCGUGGAAAGAAUGUAGGUGAUUUGACGCCGCUGAGCUACGACUUUGACCGCGUUUUUGACUCGCAAGCAUCUCAAGAUGAUCUCUACGCCGAAUUGGAAGACGUCUGUCUGGGUGUUCUGGACGGCUACAACGUUUGCAUUCUGGCGUACGGGCAGUCUGGUACCGGAAAGACACGAACAAUAUUAGGUGAUGUUAAGAACCACGGGAUGCAGCUACAGGCUAUGCGCCAACUCUUUUCGAUUGCGGAUCAUCGAUCUGAUGGCAUUCAAGACACGUUUACGCUGACAAUUGUGGAAGUAUGCAACGAGCGACUUACCGAUUUGGUGGCCGGCACGCCCACUGGAGAUGCCCGCGGCCAGUUGGAGAUUCGGUCCGACGUGCACGGGGAUACCAUUAUUCAAGGCGCCGUAGCUGUACAGGUCUGCAAUCUCGAGGAGGUUGUUUGUGUCUGGAAAGAAUGCUUGGAGAAUAGUGAAGCUCGUUCCAUGGAUUGUAGCCACGUUAUCGCCACCAUUAAAGUGGCUUCGAAGAAUGUCGCUACUGGUCUGGGUACGGUUGGUCGCCUUCAGUUCGUGGAUUUUGCGGGCGCUGAUCUAACCCCAGUACGCUCCAAUAGCAGCCGAAAGUCUUCACCGUUGCAAGAUGAUCGCGCGCGAUCGCCGGGCUCAUCGAUUGACGAGUGGCGUUUCGUGAACCGAUCUUUGGUCACGUUGGCGGAUGUUGUCACCGCACGUUCUCAAUUCUUGCAAUCGGUGCCGUACCGCAACUCUACUAUAACACAUUUGCUGCGUGAUAGUUUGGAAGGCGACACAAAGGUGCUUCUAAUUGCCUGUGUUUCGAGCGAACCGAAAGACUUGCUAGAGACGAUAUCGACCCUUCGAUUUGCCUCUCAAAUGCGCCGGGUGCAUGUUGGCGUGGCUACCAAGCAUAGCCUCACUCCCCCGUAG
Molecule: messenger RNA, 1092 nt
Organism: Phaeodactylum tricornutum CCAP 1055/1
Lineage: Eukaryota; Bacillariophyta; Bacillariophyceae; Surirellales; Neidiaceae
Gene: Pt-KIF11
Product: kinesin family-like protein
Exons: 3
Biological process (GO): microtubule-based movement
Molecular function (GO): ATP binding; microtubule binding; microtubule motor activity
Source: RefSeq, a predicted model, not a curated record